This is a messenger RNA of Cucurbita pepo subsp. pepo (vegetable marrow), 1158 nucleotides long. The record is from RefSeq and is a predicted model, not a curated record. NCBI's taxonomy places the organism in Eukaryota, Viridiplantae, Streptophyta, Magnoliopsida, Cucurbitales, Cucurbitaceae.
AUGUCGGGUUCAUUGAAUGUUUCAGAAGNAUCAGAUCCACCGGACGAGAAACUCAAUAAUUCUGCACUGCAGCUGAGUCGUCGGACUUAUCCACCAAGGGAUUCCUUUCAUUUCUCGCCCCCUUUCUUUGGGUAUGCAGGUACUAAGAGUCCUCUCACUACCAACCAGCGGACAUCAUCUGGCUGGGUCUUGGCCGGCGUAGGGUAGAUGGGAGAGGGAACGCCUAGACGACGUUUUUCUUCCUGGGCAGCUGUAAGUAGAUCGAGAGGUCCUUCUGCCCCUUGUCCCCGAAUAAGGGUCAUAUGUUCUCAUAAAAGGUUGCUCCAAUCUGACCUAGCUGGCGAGCGAUCCCAGUUCGCAGCAGAGAACAAGACAGGAAGCGAGCGUACCUUUGUUCGCUUCUUCUCCACCAAGCACGGAAGUUUAAGGAUAACUGUAGGUCGGUGGCUACCUAAGGAAACUCCGAUUCGAUCCGCCCCCCGGCUGGGAGGCAUCUACCUCAUCCCGAUCACAAGGAGAGGUUCACCAUGAUGGGGGUACUUCUUUUUUGUUCCCUUCCGGAAAGAAUGAAAUGCAUAGGGGACCAUCCUUUUGUUGCGGCAUGCUCCUGAGAUUGACGGAUUCGCAGGGGGCCUCAGGCCCUACUUAGUUGACUGACAAUGACAAAGGCUUACGACGAAACUAAGUAGGACCUUUUGAAUUGAAUCUGAAGUAGUCUAUCAGUGGUGGGAAGCAGCUUUGCUCCUUUUCAGUAGGGGAGCGAAAGGUUAGACCUUAGAAAGUCAACGAACAGCGGUUCUUCUAUGUAGGUAUGGCGUUCCCCCUUGACUCUCCUAACAGCUAAGUGACUUCGUAACCUUUGCGUAGCGUAGUAGAAUGAAGGCUACGCACCGACGCUCUCUUAUCUAUUAGCCUAAGCGUCUUCGCUAACUCGCUCUAUACUAUACAAUAACAAUACAAUUAGUAGGGUAUAGUAGGCUAACUCUGCCGCUGACUUCUAUUAAUCUAAUGUAGGGCUAAGUAGCGCCUUUUCCUUUAGGUCCUUAGUAGCGUUGACAAAGAAAAAGGGUGAAAAGACAGCGGAUCUUUUCCUCUUGAUCUGAGGUACGAAGAGAACUCUUUUUGAUGACUUCCACUUAUCGAUCCCGGCCCGGAAAA